Messenger RNA from Notechis scutatus (mainland tiger snake), 1198 nucleotides. The record is from RefSeq and is a predicted model, not a curated record. NCBI's taxonomy places the organism in Eukaryota, Metazoa, Chordata, Lepidosauria, Squamata, Elapidae.
AGCAGGACCCGGGAGCGGAAGCCAGGGGGCCAGAGGAGCCCAACGGCACCGUGCCCCCUCAUCCCUUCUACCCCAAGCGGCCAGACCGCGCCUCUUCCUACCAGAUGGCUGUCCAGGAGGAGCCGGCCUCCGGACUCAGCAAGGAGAAGGCCCACCACACCUUAGCGGACCUCAAGCGCCAGCGGGCAGCGGCCAAGCUGCAGCGCGCCCCCACGGAAGACCUCCCGCCCGGCACCAGCCCGGCUCACCCAGCCCCCCAGGCGGAGCCCAACGCCGGCGUGUGCUUCCCUGCGGCCAGCGGGGACCCUCCCCUCCUCAAGUUGACCGCUCCAGCCGAAGAGAGGCCGGCCCAGAAGAGGCGAUGUUGCCGGCUGAUGUGAGCAGUCCCCUCCUCUUGGGCCGGUGGAGCGGAUUAAUGUGGCGGCCUUGGCUCCCGGUGAACCGAAGGUCCUUGGCGUCCAACGAUGCCUGGCGUGGAGAUCUCAGGGAGGGCUGAAUGCCCCACUCAAGGGAGGAGCAGAGUUGGAAGGGGCCUCGGAGGUCAUCUAGGCCAACCCCCUGCUCAAGGACUGCGGACAAACAGCUGGGGUGUGUGUGUGUGUGUGUGCAGCUUGGUCUGGUGACUGGGCACUGAGGCCCAGCAGGGCAGGGAUGCCCAGGAGGCAUCGACUGGGGGUGCCAGGCAGAGAUACGGUGAGCCAGUUUGCCUGCCCCCCCGCCGUUCUCUCUCUCCGGCUGUGUCCCAGCUCUUUGGCUGCAGGAGGAGCUGAAAGGAGAGGGGGGCCAGGUCUGCCCCGUGGCAGUGGAGGACUUGCUUCAGCACCAAGGCGGUCCCAGCUGCAAAACCCCUGGGGAUCAUCGGAUGGCGGCAGCGAGCCGGUUUGCUUCCUGUCUUCGGCACCCCUUGGUGACUGUCUUACCUUUUGCAACCCAAAGUCGGUAGCCCCUAAGCCCAGGGCCUGCAAGGCAGGGCAACCUAUGGCCCUCCCUGCCUGGCACCUCCCCAGGCCUCUUCCGUGGCCGGCAAGGGCCAGCCGGGAGGCAGUGGGGGAAGCCUUGGGCGAUCGGAAGGGGUAGGAACUGGCAGGUCUCUUUGGGGCGGCUUCCUCGGCCUCCCAGUGGAGGAGAUGCUGGCCUCUUUCCCCUUGCACCCAAGGGCAGGUAGGUGUGUGUGUGAGUGUGUGUGAGAGAGAGAGAG